This is a messenger RNA of Anguilla anguilla (European eel), 3276 nucleotides long. It is a transcript of the gene cabp1a, whose product is annotated as calcium binding protein 1a. Bases 932 to 2179 code for a protein of 415 amino acids. Gene Ontology annotation, molecular function: calcium ion binding. The transcript has 8 exons. NCBI's taxonomy places the organism in Eukaryota, Metazoa, Chordata, Actinopteri, Anguilliformes, Anguillidae. The record is from RefSeq and is a predicted model, not a curated record.
UGUGUAUGUGUGUUUGUAUGUGUGUGCAUGCAUACGUGUGUGUGUGUGUGUGUGUUCGUGAGGCAUUUGCAUAUGCUGCUGUGUGCAAGGGUGCGUGUACACUGUGCUCAAAUGAUGUAAGCAGACAGCUUGUGUGUCUGGGUUUGUGACGUGUUCUAAAGUUCACAACGAGCCACUUAUUGGGGGGGGGGAGGGGGGUGCUUGGUGUCUUUAUCAACUAGAUUCAGAGUUAGGAGAAAAAAGCAAGCAUAGAAAAGGGACAAAUAGGGUAAAGAGAGAAUGAAAGAGAAAAAUAUGAAUAAGAAAAUGGUAGAAGAGAAGAGAUAGAGAGAGAGGAAAUGGAGAGGUAGACAGAAAAGAAGGGAUGAGAUAAAGAGGGAGAUAGACAGGUUAAUAGAAGAAAUGAGAGAGAAUAUCAUUGCUGAGAAUGAUUUGGAGGAGUGAUAGAUGCAGCUAUUGGGAAGAGGGAGAGAGGGGUUGAAGUGGAAGAGAGGACAGAGAAAGGCGGCCGAGGAAUACAGAUAGAAAUGUGAGGGUUUAAAGAAAAGUGAAUGCACAGUGAUAUCCUGUUCAGUUGAAGGCCACUGAUGCAGGUUUAUUUCUGCUUACGUCUUGCAAUGAUCUCAGGCUUUGCUAACGCAAUCGCAAUGUGUUGUGGAUGAAUUUUUUAAAUGCGUUUAAUAGGCCUGUCUACAUCUCUGUGUUGUAUUUUUAGCAGCCUCCACAGCCCUGUGUGUGUGUGUAUGUGUGUGUAAUGGACUGUGUGCUUUUGGCUUAGCGUCUUCAGCUCUUAAGGAGGGAGCGGUAAUGUGCUGUCUGAUGAGUGUGUUUCUCAUCUGUAUGGAUGGUUGCAGACAGUGAAAUGGAUGGAGAGAAUGCAGGCAGAUGAGUACGCAAUCUUGGUUUUCCCCCCAUCCUUGCUUUGCUGCUUAUGUAUGAGCACUUAAAUUUCGCCAGGAUGACUGGCAUGCCCCUUUCACUCUCUCUCCCCACUCCCUCUCUCUUUCUCUCUCUCUCUCCCUCCAUCUCUCUCUACCCUCCUCUGCCCCCUCCCUCUGCUUCUCCAGAUGUGAGAGCUGUUGUUGUUUUCUCUCCUUCUUUGCCUCUCUCAUUUCGGCAAGUUCAUCCGUCCAUGCUAACUAGCAGAGCCUACCUCUCUCUCUGUCUCUCUGUCUCUCUCUCUCUCUCUCUCUCUCUCUCCCUUUUUCUCCCUCUCACUCAGCCUCUCAGCAUCUUUCCCCAGGUUCCUCAUGUCUCAUCCUCCCCCAAAUUUUUGCCUCUACCCAAGAAAGACCCCAAGAAACUCCCUUCUAACAUACAUACACACAACCACACGCACACACACACACACACACAAGCAUACACUCUCUCUCACACACACACACACACACAAACACAUACACACAAGGAUACACUCACACACACACACACACAUGCAGAGAGACAGACUGAGAGAUACUUAGCUAUGGGAAACUGCAUUAAAUCUCCUAUCAAAAAUCUCUCCAAGAAGAUGGUCCAGGAUGAGAAGCAGAGGUACAGAGCAGUGUGGUCCUCUGAGGAAGGGGGUUCAAGAGGGGGCCCAGGAGGGGGCCCAGGCGGGGGCCUGGGGGCCUACCAGGAGCCUCUAUUGGCCCUAGCCCAGAACUGCGCUCUCAUGCACAACAUGCUGGGCCCUGCCUGCAUCUUCCUCCGCAAGGGCUUCGCUGAGAACAGGCAGACUGACAGAGAACUGCGACCAGAGGAAAUUGAUGAGUUGCGUGAAGCGUUUAAAGAGUUUGACAAAGACAAAGAUGGUUUCAUCAGCUGUAAAGACCUGGGGAACUGCAUGAGGACCAUGGGCUAUAUGCCUACGGAGAUGGAGCUGAUUGAACUCAGUCAGCAGAUCAACAUGAACCUGGGGGGUCACGUGGAUUUUGAGGACUUUGUGGAGUUAAUGGGACCCAAGCUUCUGGCUGAGACGGCAGACAUGAUUGGUGUCAAGGAGCUGAAGGACGCCUUCAAAGAGUUUGACACCAAUGGUGAUGGACAGAUCAGCACAGCGGAGCUCAGAGAAGCCAUGAAGAAGUUGCUAGGACAACAGGUUGGUCACAGGGACUUAGAGGACAUUUUGAGAGACAUUGACCUGAACGGUGACGGCCAUGUAGACUUUGAAGAGUUUGUCCGAAUGAUGUCUCGCUGAAAGACAAGGACCUGACCACGUGCACUGGAUGUCAGUCAGCUGCUGUCCCUGCCCCGUUACAUGAAUGAGGAAGAAUAAUUGAAAGAGAAAAAAAGAAGGACAUCACUCUACAUUGAACUGAGCCACCUUUCCUAAACAGAACUGGAAACUAAACAACCUCUGAUCUCUCAACUACAGACCAAGACAAAAAUGAUCACCACAGCUUCCUCUGCUAUAUUGCCCAACCCCAGCCAGACUAACAACCCUGAUUGACAGACUGACACACUGACAGUUUCAGCACUUUCAACCCUCCCCAAUCCUCAAAUAUAAUUGUACAUAUCUUAUUUGGGGAGUUGGGGCUUCCCCUGCCCUACCAUGUAAUGGCAAUAUUAUUUCUUUAUGUUAAAUGUCUGUUAGUUGUGUGUUUACUUCUUUGUAUGUAUUUGUCUGUUUGCUUGUUGGUACGUGUGUGUGCAUGUCUAUGUGUGUAUGUGUCUAUGUGUGUGUUCGGUUUUAAUUAAGAUGUGUUACUUGACUUUGUGUCUAAAUUAAAGUGGAUGAGUGAUUCAAUUGUAGUCAGAGCUGGAAACUGUGAGACAAGAGAAUAUUUUUAACGUCUUUUUAUUAGACAUAUUGAGGAGCAUCACAAAGCCACGUGAAGAUCGCCAUGCUCCAAUAUUACCAGUUUUGUAAUGAAGACAUAUGUGGUUCAUCCUGCUAUGUCACACGUAAUUAUUAAUGAGAGCCUAAGCACAUGGUUCAGUACACCAGCCUUAAUAUAUUUCUAGAUUUCCAUAAUGAGUUUAAUUGUUCUGCACUUAACAUCAGUUAGAAAUGUUCUCUUGUCUAAUACACACCAUGCAGACUUCUGCUGUGUUUACUUCACUCAUCCCGACCUUAAUUACGCAAUUUCUCAACACAUGGAUGCACUUAUGUGAUAAACUCUGCGUGUUAGUUGUUUAAAUGUACUGUAUGGCAGUUACUGGUGUGUGUCUUUGUCUGCGUUCAGAUUUCUGUCGUGUUCUGUGUUUUUACGCAUGCCAAAAAAGAAACAAACUAUAAAGAAAACACAUCUGUUCUUUUCAGAGGACAGAUAAUAAAUAUUCCUUUACAGCUAA